Molecule: messenger RNA, 393 nt
Organism: Hemiscyllium ocellatum (epaulette shark)
Lineage: Eukaryota; Metazoa; Chordata; Chondrichthyes; Orectolobiformes; Hemiscylliidae
Product: thioredoxin-like
Exons: 5
Coding region: 44-391 (115 amino acids)
Molecular function (GO): protein-disulfide reductase activity
Source: RefSeq, a predicted model, not a curated record
GCCCUUCAUUAGGUUAUAGUAUACAGACUAAGCACCGGACACAAUGAUCUACAUUCUUAAAGAUCAAAACGCAUUUGCUGAGAAAAUAAAGGAGGCUGGGAAUAAAUUAGUUGUGAUUGACUUCUAUGCAAAUUGGUGCACCCCUUGUCAAACAGUUUCAAAAUGGUACCAGGAUCUUCCAGAGCAAUAUCCUGAUGUGAUCUUCUGUAAAGUAAAUGUAGAUGAGGCUGAAGGUUUGCCUGAAAAAUUUAACAUCACCAUGAUACCACACAUUCUGCUGUUCAAGGAUGGGAAACAAAUAGCAACACAGGACGACAACAAAGUCAAAAACAUUCUGAAGAAAAAUAUUGAAGUGCAUUACGAAGUCCAGUGUGUUUCUAAAACCAAGUAAAU